AUGCUGAAUUCUGUCGUGUUGAACAGGUUCAACAAUUUGGAGAUCUUGAGGCUAAACGACAACAGGCUGACGGAAGUGCCAGACAACGCGUUCGACAAGAUGAGCGAUAAGCUGCGUGAAAUUCACCUGCAGAGGAACGUCAUCUUGGACAUGGGGCCUUUUGCGUUCCGUGGAUUGAAGGCGCUGGAGAUCGUGGACUUGUCGGAGAAUCAAUUGAUUGAGGUUCCUGCGGGAGGUCUUUAUUUUGACAAGACUCCAAAACUCGUUGACCUCUCCCGCAACAAGAUCAUUGGUCUUGACUCCGAGGCAUUUUUGAACCCCGGAAACCCGCGUGGCAACGCUGACUUCGCAUCCAUCAUUUCCCGCGUGCUCGCACUGAGGGCGCAGCAUACUGGCGCCGCGCCACCCCCAGAACUCCAAGCCCUCUUGGGUACUUUAACCACGACCACCACUGCGUCUCCGACUCCGGAAAUCCCGUCUUCCACUUUGCCACCGACAGUGGUUCCCUCGUCCAGCUUGGACCCUCUGAGUGCUCUUCGACAGAGGGGCUUCGAUUUGUCGCUGUUCGGACCGCAAUCGCUCGGGCAAUCGUUUUCACCGGUUUUCCAGCAACCCGCUACUACGACCCCGGUCCCGACUACCACGACUACCCUGCCUCCACCGCCACCAGUCACUGCUCCACCGCAACCCGUUUUGCAAGCAGCACCCGCAAUUCCUGAAUCCGUGCUCUCAAGUCUUUCCGGCGGCAAUCAAGAAGCGCUCCUGGCUUUUCUGAGCUCCCGGUUUGAUCUCGUUCCGAGAUCAGCGGCUGCUUCUAGACCAUCAGUUGCAAAUCCUGUACAAUCAAACGUCAUUCCAGAAGUGGUAACAUCAGCUCCUCCUCCACCACCACCACCACCGUCGACCACGACCACAACCGAGGCUCCAACACCUCCACCGAGUCCAUCACCAAUUGUCGAAUUAGCUUCAGCGUGA
This is a messenger RNA of Notodromas monacha, 975 nucleotides long. Lineage: Eukaryota; Metazoa; Arthropoda; Ostracoda; Podocopida; Cyprididae. The record is from the annotation of a GenBank genome assembly.